Molecule: messenger RNA, 1554 nt
Organism: Hypoxylon fragiforme
Lineage: Eukaryota; Fungi; Ascomycota; Sordariomycetes; Xylariales; Hypoxylaceae
Exons: 2
Coding region: 1-1554 (517 amino acids)
Molecular function (GO): acyltransferase activity, transferring groups other than amino-acyl groups
Source: RefSeq, a predicted model, not a curated record
AUGGGUAACCUGCUCUCGAGAAAUGGGCAACGAAACCCCCCUUUGACAAUAUCGUCCGACACGGUCAUCCCACUGCACCGUCUCGACGAUACUCCCAUGACUAGAGCGGUUAUCGUGGAGUAUACAAUGAGAUUCGAUGAUGUAUUAGACUCCGAUAAAUUACGCCUAUCUUUGGAGAAGCUCCUCAAUCGGCGUGACUGGCGUAAGCUUGGCGCCAGGUUGAGACUCAAUACUGAUGGGAAACUCGAAUAUCACAUGCCGGAAUUCUUCGAUGAGACACGACCGGCUUUUGUUUAUUCCCAUGUGGCACAUGACUCCGGGAUCGCUCAACAUCCAACUGGCCGUCGACUACCUAGGGCUACCACUAAGCCUACCAUCUUCAGCGAUCCAGAGGACUUUGCGCCUUUACUCCGUAGGUGGGACGCACCCCGAUACCUUGAUGACUACUUGUACACAGACGCACCACAGUUGAGCUUGCACGUGGUGUCUUUUACUGACGCCACUAUCGUCUCGCUUUCAUGGCCACACACUUUUCUCGACGCGAUGGGACGGAGAGCACUCCUGGACGCAUGGGUCGCUGUCCUCGAAGGUAGAGAUGAAGAUGUGAAACCACUCUACGGCGUCUUCGAAGACCCACUCGAGUCACUAGGGACAAACCCCCAGGAGCCUUACGUGUUGGCCAAGCGUCGUUUAUCUCCAAUCAAAGCCUGGUUCUUCGCCGUCUUUUACAUCUGGGCGACCAUGUUCUGGCACCGCGGGGAGGAAACCCGCAUGAUAUACCUGCCGGCGGCGCAUGUCAAGGCCCUGCAUAAAGAGGCACUGGAUUAUCUUGCCACGCAGAGCGACGAUGACGGCGAGAAGCCGAAGGAGGAGAAUAAGGUUCAACCGUUCCUUAGUGAGGGUGACGUGCUUUCUGCCUGGAUCUCACGCCUGGCCAUGUCACACCUGCGACACGCCAACCACGUGAUAUCCAUUAUAAACGCCUUCGGCCUGCGCUCGGUGCUCGCUAAGGACCUGCUGCCCCCGACACAUGCCUACGUCGGUAACGCCGUCGCCUGCGUGUGCGCAUUCCUACCCAUGAGCGACCUCUUCAACAAACCGCUCGGCUACAUCGCAUCAGCGGUCCGCCGCUCGAUUACCGAGCAGGGCACCCGAGCGCAAAUCGAAGCGCGCGCCGCGAUCGACCUGGCAGCGAGCAAGAAGGGCAAGAUCUCCGUCUUCGGCGACCCGACCAUGAUCCCGAUCAUGAUAUCCAACUGGACGAAAGGAAAGUUCUUCGAGACGGACUUCUCGGCCGCCGUGGUGGCACGUCCCGGCGACGGCACGGAGGAGAAGCGGGACAGCAAGGAGAUCGGAAGGCCGUCGUAUAUCCAGCCGAAUGGCUUGACUAAUGGCGUGCCGAUACGCAACUCGUUCCCGAUCGUGGGCAAGGAUGCCAAGGGCAAUUACUGGCUCUCGGGCACCCUGAGGGUCGGCCUCUGGGGCCGCGUGCAGGAGUUGUUGGAUGAGGAGUUUAAUCGUUUUGCGCUGCGCGAGCCGAAGGUUGCGGCUUGA